Messenger RNA from Danio aesculapii, 5917 nucleotides. It is a transcript of the gene phldb1b, whose product is annotated as pleckstrin homology-like domain, family B, member 1b. The record is from RefSeq and is a predicted model, not a curated record. Gene Ontology annotation, biological process: regulation of microtubule cytoskeleton organization. The coding region runs from base 98 to 5089 and encodes 1663 amino acids. The transcript has 28 exons. Gene Ontology annotation, molecular function: protein binding. NCBI's taxonomy places the organism in Eukaryota, Metazoa, Chordata, Actinopteri, Cypriniformes, Danionidae. Gene Ontology annotation, cellular component: basal cortex.
GCAGGUAUCCUCUGAAUGAAGAUGUAGAGGCACCGGGGAGACAGAAAAUAGUGUUUCUUGACUUUGGUGCAGUAAAGGCUUGAUUUAAUGCUUUGAAAUGGAGGCGUUGUACUUGUUCGACAACUGGAAAAAGGAUUCUCAAGUCCCAGAGCGAGUAAGUGACAGUACACUGGUCAUGGAUACCUUGAACCACAAUCUUAGCCAUGGACAUCAGUCUCAUCAGGUGCUCCAGAGUACUCCACUGGAUCUUAUUGAAACUGGGAAGGCACUGAAGGUUCAAGCCGAGCGCCCCCAUUUGGUCAGCCUGGGAAGUGGGCGUCUCAGUACAGCUAUCACUCUCUUACCCCUGCCUGAAGGCAAGACGACUGUGGGUCACGGAGCCAUGGACAUCAGCAUCCAGGGCCCCGGGGUCGCAGCUCAGCACUGCUUUAUUGAGAACAGGGCUGGAAUCAUCACACUUCACCCCUGCGGAAACCAGUGCAGCAUGGACGGACUGCCGGUCAACAAACCUGUGCGACUCUCUCAAGGCUGCAUGCUGUGUUUCGGCCAAUCCGCCUUCUUCCGCUUCAACCACCCCGAGGAGGCUUUCCGAAUGAAAAGCAUGAUGCCCGAGGGAGGACAGACAGCCAGUGUGAAAAACUGGACCCACAAAGAUUCAGAGAACCUGGUCAAUGGGAACCACUCUUCAGGAGAAGCAAAAUCCCACUUGGUCUCCAACGAAAGAGUGCGCCCUGAGCACAGUGCCAUCGUCAGUUCCAUUGAGAAGGACCUUCAGGACAUUAUGGACUCAUUAGUCAUGGAUGACCCUCAGCCCUCAUCCUCCGAGUCAAAGAAGCCCUCUAGUCAGUCCAUCUCACAGUCUCCCCUUUCUCCGAUGUUAAAUGGAGGGGGGCGCUUUCUUCUCUCUCCCCCAACGAGCCCUGGUGCUAUGUCUGUGGGCUCUAGUUAUGAGAAUAACUCCCCUCCUUUUUCUCCUCUGUCAUCUCCCUCAGCUGCCAGCAGUGGUAGCUACACCACUCCCUCACCAAUUGGUUAUCAGGACCAGCCUCACAUGCUUCCUCCUGUGCCAGUGAGGUCUUCUAGUUACAAUUACACCAGCCAGCCACCCAUACCUCAGCCACGGACCAUACUGCCCAGCUAUUCCAGUGGCAACAGUGGGCCAAAGGUGCCUGAGAGUCCCAGACUCCAGCGAAAGGCACUUUUAGAAGCACCGCCAAGCCCAAAGCCAAGCCGUAGGGGGUUGAACCAAGACAGCUCGAUGGCUAAAACCCCAGACAGCCCCAUACAGACUCACAUUCUGCCCUCAGUCUCCAUCUCUACAGCUCCAACUGAUUUCCCAUCUGUUAGUCGGGUACCAGUUCCAGGUAGUCCUAGAUUAGCCCCCAAAUUCUCCACUGCGUCCUCAUCUGCCUCACCCUCUAGUCCCAGAACCAAAACUACCAUUGUUCUCCAAGAUCGACCCUCAAGUCCUUUCUGUGAGCAACCUCAGCCAGAUCGUUCUUUGACGGCCAGCCCCUCUCACCAACUCUCCCCACCGUCAAGAUCUUUCCAGCCCCCAUUGGACCCCAUUGUUCACAUCAUUCAAGGUGGACCUCCACACCCACAUCCUCGAACACUGCAGCCUCCAGAAAGUCCGCGGCUGGCCCGCAGGAAUCUUGAAGGGAGCAGCAUGAGGGAACUCCCCCCUCUCAGCCCCUCCAUAGCUCGCAGGGGGGUUCCUGUGCUCCCAGGUGCUCUACCAGGAACCCUGCGAACUCCAGAGAGCCCUCCCCCAAGAAUGGUGCCGGAGAGUCCCAGACUCAGGAGGAAAACAGGGUCUCCUACAGAGGAGCCUUUCAGUCCUCGUGCGAUGCGCACUCGUAGUCCUUCGCCCACCUCUGGACUGACUGGCGAAAGCAGUGGACGAAAGGGAAGUUUUGGGAACUCACUCUCUUCUGCCUUCAGCCUAAGUUCUCUGCCUGGGUCUUCUCCACGAUCUAGUCCCAGGAGCCACCGAAAGAUGUCAGCAGGCCACAGAGACCUCCGGAUGCCUCAUCCAGGCAUGAGGGAGCGCAAAAACAGCAUCACAGAGAUCAGCGACAACGAGGAUGACCUUCUGGAGUACCAUCGACGCCAAAGAGAAGAGCGACUCAGAGAGCAGGAAAUGGAGAGACUGGAACGGCAGCGGCUGGAGACAAUCUUGAACCUCUGCGCUGAGUAUAACAAGGGCGACGGGCCGCCGGGUGAUCUGGGCAGGAUGGGCGUCUCUGGGCUUGGCUCGAGGGACGGGCUUAACGUCAGGCGUCCUUCAAUGGACAGUGUGAACAGCGCUUCACUGAGAGCGACGCAAAGACAUCGGGAAAGCCAAGAGGACAACCUGAAGGAGGAUAGCAGUAGCACUGAGAGUGCGCAGCUGGACGGACGGACACCUGCUCUGCUAAACGGACAGAAUGGACAGGCUGAGGAGUCUCUGGGAUCAGGCAGCAUUGGCCGUCUGGAGCUGGGCUACCUGGAGGAGGAGCGGGUUCGAGUGCUGGCAAAGGUAGAUGAGCUCAAAGCUCGAAUCACAGAACUGGAGCAGCAACUUCAGGAAUCCAAGCAAGAGGCGGAGAUGGAGAGAGCUCUGCUGCAGGGAGAAAGACAGGCUGAGAUGGAGCAAAUCGAGACUGAGACGGAGAUUAUCAGCCAGCUGCAGCGCAAACUCUCUGAACUGGAGAGCAGCAUCCAGAGAGAGAAGGACAAGGCAUGCCAUUCUUGCAGAUGGCCACUCAAGGCCCAUUCAGGUCUCGAUUGCCAUCCUCAGGAGAGGGCUAAAGUUGACGCGGAGCGGGAAGCCCUGGAGAGGCUUCAGGAUGGGUACAAUGAGUUGACGAGCCAGCUUCAUAACUGCCCUGAGUCUCUGAGGGAACAGUUACAGGAACAGCUCAAGAGGGAAGCUGAGACUCUUGAAGCAGCGACGAAGCAGUUUGAAGACCUGGAGUUCCAGCAGUUGGAGAGGGAGAGCAGUCUGGAGGAGGAGCGCGAGACCAUCAGCCAGCAGCUCAUGCAGGACAGAGCUCAAUACCACAGCAGUAUCGCCAAGAGAAAGGAAAAGGUGGUGGCGUUGGAGAGCCAGGCAAGCCAGCUGGGAAUACAGGCCGCUCAGGAGUGUGAGAGACUGGCCAAGGACAGAACCAUCACCUUGCAGAUGCUACACAAGGAAAAGGAAAGGCUGGCCAGUCUGGAGAGAAGAUACCAGAGUUUAACUGGUGGAAAGACGUUCCCCAAAAGCUCCAAUACUAUAAAGGAGGAUGUGCUUCACAUCAGCGAGGCUGACCUGUUAGACGAUGAUCUCCCCUACUCCUCCUCCUCUUUUCAUGCUUCCUCAUUCCACUCAUAUCUCAUGGUGCCUCAGGAGGAGUACUUGAAGCUGUCGGAUGUGUAUAAGAUGUAUGGGAGUGAAUGCCAUGACAUCCAGCUCGCCAGCGCUUCCUCACACGGCCUCUCGCUUGCCCUUGACCCAGCUGAAACUGCCCCGCGUGAGGAGUAUGUGACGGUCGGCCAAUUAAACCAGAUGUAUGGGAUGCCAAAGGUGGAGUCCUCCCCUACCUCACCUGUCCAAUCAGUGCAGCCCUCUCUCGCAGACUCCGCCUUCCCCCGCCUCCCCUCCCCUCAUGGCUCCUCCCUCUCGCUCUCCUUCGAGCGUCAGUCAGACUGGGGCAGGCCUCAGAUGCCUGCGCUAGAUUUAGAGCGCUGGUACCAGGAGGUAAUGGUAGCUGGAGAUGUAAACCAGCUCUGCCCUCCUCCCCUUCCGGCUAAAGCUUUCUCAUCAUCAUCAUCAUCAUCAUCACGCAGGCCUGUGCAGGUGUACCGAUCUCGACUAGACAGUGACUGCAGCCAAUCAUCACUGAGACCGAAAGUCAGCGCCGGAUUGUCUCCUACAUACACGACAGCCACGCUGGGACGCAACACUCCUUCCAGGAGUCCUCUGAUGGUGGCCAACAGCACCGGAAGUCUCCCACGCAACCUGGCAGCCACCCUGCAGGACAUUGAGACCAAGAGACAGCUGGCUCUCCAGCAGAAAGAAAUCUUGCCCUCCUCCUCCUCUUCCAGUACGGACCGUCCCGCAGGUCAGCAGGUUAUUGAGGAGCAGCGCAGGCGUCUGGCGGAGCUGAAGCAGAAAGCUGCAGUGGAGGCUCAGUGCCAGUGGGAGGCGCUGCACGGCUCUCAAACACAGCUCCAUCAGCCCUUCUCUUCAAGCCCAGCGCCGGCGCUUCACCACUCCAUCCUGCACCACACAGCGCCCCCUUGCGGAGAGCAGCCAUACGACACGCUAAGUCUGGAAAGCUCGGAUAGCAUGGACACCAGCAUCUCCACUGGAAACAACUCGGCCUGCUCGCCGGACAACAUGUCCAGUGCCAGCGGUAUGGAUGCGCUGAAGAUUGAAGAGAUGGAGAAGAUGUUGAAGGAGGCGCAGCUGGAGAAAGCUCGGCUCAUAGAGUCCAGAGAGCGAGAGACUCACAGCCGUAAGCUGAUGCUGGAGGAGGAGCGGAGGAGGAGAGAGGAGGCCGAGAAGAGGCUGCAGGAGGAGACGCUGCACAGACAGCAGCUCAUCGAGAAGGAGGUCAAGAUGAGGGCCAGAAACUUCUCUCAGGCCCGUCCGAUGACCCGCUACCUGCCCAUCCGCAAAGAGGAGUUUGACCUGCGUUCGCACAUCGAGUCUUCAGGCCACAGCGUGGACACCUGCUACCACGUCAUCCUCACCGAGAAGAUGUGCAAGGGCUUUCUGGUCAAGAUGGGCGGCAAGAUCAAAUCCUGGAAGAAGCGCUGGUUCGUCUUUGAUCGCCUCAAAAGGACGUUCUCUUACUACGCCGACAAACAUGAGAGCAAGCUGAAGGGUGUGAUCUACUUCCAGGCCAUCGAGGAGGUUUACUACGAUCACCUGCGCAGCGCCACAAAGAAAGGAUUUUUCAAUCUGAAUCUGACAAACAGCCCGACCCCGUCGCUGACCUUCUGUGUGAAAACACACGACAGACUGUAUUACAUGGUGGCUCCGUCCGCCGAGGCCAUGAGGAUAUGGAUGGAUGUGAUCGUGACAGGAGCCGAGGGCUACACACAGUUCAUGAACUGAAACAAACCACAAAAGCAUUCAGCAGGGAGACCCGCACCUCUUAUUCCCAGCGAGAGGAAAAAACUUGAUUCUCUAACUUCCCUGUUUCCUGGAGAUGUUGUAAACUGGCUCAGCUGCACAGACAGGUAUUCACCAGAGGCUUUCCUGGAUCCAAAAAAAAGGGAGAAGUCAAAAAGACUCACUCGCCAUCCAAAAUGCCUUUUAUUGCCGUUGGAGAUAUUGUUCAGUUGCAGCCUGGAUGUGCAGAAAUCUACUCUCAUUUCUACCAUUUGUCUCAUGACAUGUGUUUCCAAUGGGGAGAAAAAUGCCAAAUGACAUCAAGCCAUUCUGGAAAAGUUUCUGCGAUGACAUUUCGCUGGGAUUGACUGUGAUGAAAUGCUGAAAAAUGACACUCGAGAGAUGUUUUUAAGUGGAAUUCAAGAGUAUCACAUUCACAUUUAAAGAUCUGCAAUCACAAAGACUUUACUCACCAAAGCUCACCUACCAGCUCAGGAGUGUGUAUUUAUUAUGGAGGGGCAGCAACCACUCCUGGCCCACCGUUUCCCACUGUGUCUCUGUGUUCCCGGCUUUGUUUUCAAUUCGCAUGCACACACACAUUUAACAGUAGAGUCUAUUUGCCAAGUCCUGACAACUUGAUCUUGCGUUUUGAGGCCAUCUCCUAUCACUGCCAGCCUACCAGAGUUUGGAAGAAUUGCCACAAACAAGAGGACAAAACAAACACACAACAUCAGAAUCAUGCAAGUCAUGCAGUGCCUUGAGACUGACCCGUAUUUCUCACUCGUAGUGUUUGAACUGUUACACUAGUGAAUAAAAGUUGCUGGAAUCACA